Messenger RNA from Globicephala melas (long-finned pilot whale), 9400 nucleotides. It is a transcript of the gene RPP21, whose product is annotated as ribonuclease P/MRP subunit p21. NCBI's taxonomy places the organism in Eukaryota, Metazoa, Chordata, Mammalia, Artiodactyla, Delphinidae. Gene Ontology annotation, biological process: tRNA processing. Gene Ontology annotation, cellular component: nucleolar ribonuclease P complex. The record is from RefSeq and is a predicted model, not a curated record.
CGGGGCUAUCCUAGGGUGGGGCCUGUGGACUGCGGCGUGUGGGGAGCUAUCGCGGCUCGGAUGGCCGGGCAGGUGAAGGACCGCGAGGCCUUCCAGAGGCUCAGCUUCCUGUACCAGGCUGCCCACUGCGUCCUCGCGCAGGACCCCGAGAACCAGGCACUGGCGAGGUUUUACUGCCACACGGAGAGGACCAUAGCGAAGCGGCUCGUAUUGCGGCGGGACCCUUCGGUGAAGAGGACCCUCUGUCGUGGCUGCUCUUCCCUCCUCAUCCCGGGCCUGACCUGCACCCAGCGCCAGAGACGCUGCAAGGCUCAGCGCUGGACUGUACAGACCUGCCUGACAUGCCAGCGCAGCCAACGGUUCCUCAACGAUCCUAGGCAUCUGCUCUGGGGAGACCGGCCUGAGGCCCAGCUGGGGAGCCAGGCAGACAUCAAGAACCUGAGCUUGGUGGCACAGUGGUUAGGAAUCUGCCUGCCAGUGCAGGGGACACGAGUUCGAGCCCUGGUCCGGGAAGACCCCACAUGCCGUGAGCAACUAAGCCCGUGCACCACAGCUACUGAGCCUGCACUCUAGAGCCCGCGAGCCACAACUACUGAGCCCGUGAGCUAUAGCUACUGAAGCCCGCGUGCCUAGAGCUCAUGCUCCACAACAAGAGAAGCCACUGCAGUGAGAGGCCCGCGCACCACAAUGAAGAGUAGACCCCGCUCGCUGCAACUGGAGAAAGCCCGCGGGCAGCAAUGAAGACCCAACGCAGCCAAAAAUAAUAAACAAAUAAAAUAAAUAAAUAAAAAUAAAACUUAAAAACAAAAAAACCAACAUGAAUUUGUUAUUUUACAGUUCUGGAUGUCAAAGUCUGAAAUAGUUUCACGAGGCUAAAAUCAAGAUGUCGGCGAGGCUGUGUUCCUUCUUCAGCCUCUAGGAGAGAAUCAGUUUCUUUGCCUUCUCCAGUCUCCAGAGGCUGCCUGCAUUUCUCAGCUUGUGGCCCCUUCCUCCGUCUUCUGAGUCAACAAUCAAAUCACUGUGACCUCUGACUCUGUCGUCGAAUCUCAUUCUCUAACUCUGACUCUCCUGCCUUCCUUUUUCACUUGUAAAGAACCCUGUGUUACAUUGGACCUGCCUGUAUAGUCCAGGAUAAUACUCCCAUCUCAAGAGCCAAAAAGUCCCUUUUGUCAUAUCAGGUGACAUUUUCACAUGUUCCAGGGAUUAAGACAUGGGCUUCUUUAGGAGACCAUUGUCAUGCCUACCACAUGACUUCACUGAUGUUUGCUCCCCAGAUUUUCAACUGUGGUGGAAACUGUUAUUCCUGUGUUAAUUUUUUUAUUCCUGGAAUACCAGAGUAGGGCUGUUUUUCUGAAAAAGCCUACACUGAUACAAGAAGAGCUGAAAAAUUGUGCUCCUAUUAUCCCAAAGUCUCCAAAUGGUGCUGAUUUCUUAAUAUGCAAUAGGUAUAAAUUAGGCAAUGAUCUUGCUGGGGCAAUGGAAGGAGGAAAAAAAGGAAUCAUCAGAAAGCCCCUGUCCCUUGUGCAUGGUGUCUGGUCCUCUUGGGCUCUGGGCUGCAAUUUUCCUGUCACAUUGACCCCAGCCAAUUCCUGACUGAAAGGGCUUUUAACAUGAUUUGUGUUCAGUUCUUGGACUUGUCAUCUUCUCUCUGUCCUCUCAUGUAUCUUCAUGUUUGUGUUUUUCUUCUCUUCCAACACUGUAGUCCUGCCUCGAUUCUUAUCAUUGUACUCUUCCUGGCUUGCACACAAGUAAGCCAAUUCUCCAAGAAGAAAUUCCAGACACCUCUUUGUUAUUUGUUAGUUACUGUUUUUAUUUGGCUGCAGAGUUUAUGGGGCAAGCUCUCAAGUUUCUUAACUUUCUAUUUUACAAAAUUGACUAUAGGGCUUCCCUGGUGGCACAGUGGUUAAGAAUCCACCUGCCAAUGCAGCGGACACGGGUUCAAGCCCUAGUCGGGGAAGAUCCCACAUGCCGCAGAGCAACUGAGCCCGAGCGCCACAACUACUGAGGCUGCGCUCUAGAGCCCGUGCUCCGCAACAAGAAAAGCCUGCGUACUGUAACAAAGAGUAGCACCUGGCUCGCCACAGCUAGAGAAAGCCUGCGUGCAGCAACGAAGACCCAAUGCAGCCAAAAGUAAAUAAAUAAAAUUAAUUAUUUUUUAAAAAUUGACUAUAAAAAUAAUGCAUACUCACACAGGAAAUGAAACAAUCAAAUUUGUAUAAAUAUAUUUUUAAAUCUCUUCCAUCACUAAACCCACACCCACUUUACUGAGGUAAUUAAUAUUAUCAAUCUACUCCCUAUAUUUUCGAUUUCUCCAUUUUAAUAAACACUUGUAUUGAGGGAGUUCCCUGGUGGUCCAGUGGUUAAGAUUCUGUGCUUCCACUGCAGGGGUCACAGGUUCAAUCCCUGGCCUGGGAACUAAGAUCCCGCAUGCCACAUGGCGUGGCCAAAAAAACAAAAAACAGAAAGCAACAACAACAACAAAACUACAUUGGGUGUUUUUCUCUCAUAGCUUCUUUUUUUAAGCAAAGAAACACACUAAUUUUACUUGACACAAUCAUUCUUAACAACUUGAGAUAUAAAUCACAUACCAUACAAUUCACGCAAAGUGUACAAUUUGGUGGUUUUAAUAUAUUAACAGAGUUGUGCCACCAUUACCACAAUCAAUUCUAGAACACUUAUCACCCCCGAAAGAAACACCAUACUCAUUAGCUGUCACUCUCCAUUUCCCCCAAGACCCCAGUCUUAGGCAACUACCAACGUAUGUUUUAUUUCUACAGAUUUCCUCUUCUGAAUAUUACACAUAAAUUAAAUCAUACAAUAUGUGGCCUUUUGGGUCUGACUUCUUUCACUUAGGAUAAUGUUUUAGAGGUUUAUCCUUUUUGUAGCAUUAUUAGUACUUCCUUUCUUCCCUUCUUCUUCCUCUUCUUCUUUUUCUCCUCCUUCUCCCCUCCCCCUUCUUCUUCCUCUUCCUCUUCUUCUCUCCUCCUCCUUCUUCUUCUUUGCUGAAUAAUAUUCCAUUGUAUAGACAUACUACAAUUUGUUUAUUCAUUUAUUAUUUGACAAACGUUUGGGUUGUUUCCAUUUUUUGCUAUUAUAAAUAAUCUUGUUAUAAACACUUGUGUACAAUGUUUUUGUGUGGACGUGUUUUUAUUUCUCUUGAAGUGCUUACUUUGGUCUAAAUGCUGUUACACUGUAGGUUCACUGUAGAUGGGCUGCUUGGCAGAACAGAGGCUCAGGUGACUUACUGCCUCUGUGAGUCACUUCCUCUUCUGCCCAGCCUGGCUCUUCUAUUAUAGUGACAUCACGGUUAAUGAUGUAUUGGAAGUGGUGUAGAAUCAGAAUUUGAGAUUGUGAUUAAUGACUGUGUUUAAAAUCACAGUUUCAUGACCAUUAGGGUUUAUCUUAAACUUUCCUCUCUGGUAUCCCAUUGUAUCCAGUUGAGAGAGAACUCCAGCUCCCUGUACACUAGGACAUGUAGAUCUGUCCACAGUGCUGAAAUUCCACCAACUCCAUGAAUGGCCUUCUUAUUGUGGAAAAUUGCUCUACCAUUGAAUUUGUACAUUCGUUAUUUAUAAGUUUAGAGCAUCUGAGUUACUGAACAAUCCAGCAAUAAUUUGGGAAAAUAACAUAUAGAAAGAUCCACAAAAUAUUCUCUUAUGCCCUAUACUGAAAUGUACAGAACAAAACAAAAAUAGACCACAGAAUGAGUGAGAAGUUUAUCUUUAAGUUUUUUUUUGUUUUUUGGGGGUUUUUUUUUGCGGUACGCGGGCCUCUCACUGUUGUGGCCUCUCCCGUUGUGGAGCACAGGCUCCAGACGUGCAGGCUCAGCGGCCAUGGCUCACAGGCCUAGCCGCUCCGCGGCAUGUGGGAUCUUCCCAGACCGGGGCACGAACCCGUGUCCCCUGCAUCGGCAGGCGGACUCCCAACCACUGUGCCACCAGGGAAGCCCUAUCUUUAAGUUUUUUAUCAGGAUAUAAAUAAAUUCAGUAUUGUGGAGGAAAGAGAAAGAAUUCAGAUUUCAAUUAACUUUGAUUAUCCCCUCCCAAUUUAUUAUCCUUUUUAACCUCACAAGACAUUUCAAUUUUUUCCAUAGUUUAUCUUCAUUCAAUGUUAUGCACACACUUACCCUUAUUUCUUGUUUAUUUUUUAUUUAAACUCACACCCUCCUCCUGAGACCUCUCCUUUUGCCUGAAGUACAUUCUUCAGAGUUCCUUUAGUAAUGGUCUGUUUGUGUCAAAUUGUCUGCCUUUGGAAAAUCCCAUUGAAAUUUUAGUUUUAAUUAUUGUGUUUUUAAAAAUUAAUUAAUUAAUUUUGGCUGCGUUGGGUCUUCGUUGCUGCGUGCAGGCUUUCUCUAGUUGCAGAGAGCGGGGGCUGCUCUUCGUUGAGGAGCACGGGCUCUAGGCGUGCGGGCUUCGGUAGUUGUGGCUCGCGGGCUUCGUUGCUCUGUGGCAUGUGGGAUAUUCCUGGACCAGGGCUCAAACCCAUGUCCCCUGCAUUAACAGGCGGAUUCUUAACCACUGUGCCACCAGGGAAGUUCCUAUAUUUUCAUUUAUAAAAUGUUGUAUAUAAUUCUUUUCAAAUUUUCUUGGAUAUUCUUUACAAUUUCUUAUUAGCUGAAAAUAUUUAAAAUUUUGUCUUUUAUUCACAGUAAGAAUAAGCUAUUUUAUAACCUAUUUUUAUUACUCUAAUUUAAAAGUUAUAGGAUUCUGUUGUUUGUUUUUUCUGUUUCUUCUUUCAAGGUAUCUUGUUUCUUGUGAACAUAUAUUUUCUUUUUUAGUGUUAAGUAUUCAUUUUGCUUAUGAAAUGAUUUUUGGAAUUUUCAAAGCAUGGAUGAUAGUAGAUUCCUCCAGACCUAGCUUGUGUUUCCUUUCACCAGAUUCCUUGGAGUAUGGCCUUCUUAAUCCUGAAUUCAUGGCAUGCUAAUAUUCAGAACAUCCAUGUAAUAUGAACUUGGGUUGUAAAUCCAUAAGAGAGAACACCUGUGGUUAAAACUUAGGGUGCUUCAAAUGAAGCACGAAUGUAUGCUAUCAAGAGACAUGGAGAUAACAAAAAAAACAUAAGCAAAAAAAAAACCCAUAAGCCAAAAGGCUUGAAAAUAGUUGUUUUCCAGAAAAGGGGUAGAAGGGAAUGGUUGGGAGAAAGUGGAGGAGAGAUGGUAUUUUGCUACUGGCAAGGCACUGUGUAACUUUUUCUUUUUUUUCUUUUUUGCUGAGCCACUUGUGGGAUCUCCCUGACCAGAGAUGGAACCGGGCACUCGGCAGUGAAAGCGUGGAGUCCUAACCACUGGACCACCAGGGAAUUACUGACGCAUUGUGUAACUUAAUGAAGGGGGAAGUGGACAGUUCAGGCAGCCAGCCUCACUCAGAGAAUAGGGUUCCAAGGAGUGGUGACGGGUCUGUGGGUUCCUGAAACCUCUUCUCCUGAGCUGGGGGCGGUGGUGAUGAUGGUGGGAUGAAUUGGGAGAUAAGGAUUGACAUACAUACACUAUGUAUAAAAUAGAUAGCUAAAAAGAACCUGCUGUAUAAAAAAAAUAAAAUUUUAAUUUUUUUUUAAAAAGAAAGAAAAAAGAAAAUAACAAGUAUUGGCAAACCUGUAGAGAAAGCAGAACACUUGCAAACUGCUGGUGGGAAUAGAAAAUGGUGCAGGACAAAAGAGUACAAUUUAAUGAGGGGAUUAUUUUAAUAGAUGUGUGUGUGAAAAGGGUGUGAGCAGUUACCAGUUCUCUUAGAAAGAGCAGGGAUUCCGAGCUUUCACGGAGGGGGCACGGGUUUGAUCCCUGGUCGGGGAAAUAGGAUAGCCACGUGGCAUGACUGAAAAGAUAAAUAAAUACAUUUUUAAAAUGAUAAAUAAAUAAAUGGGUAUGUGUGGUUUUAUAAAACACUGGCAGAGAGGCUGUACCUUUUUGCAUUCCCACCAGCAACGAAUGAAACUUCCUAUUGUUCCAUGUCCUCACCAUCAUUUGGUGUUAUCAGCGUUUUGGAUUUUAGCCAUUCUAAUAGAUGUGUAGUGGUAUUUCAUUGUUGUUUCAAUUUGCAAUUAUCUAAUGAUAUAUCAUGUGGAACAUAUUUUCAUAUACUUAUUUUCCAUCUGUAUAUCUUCUUUGGUAAGGUGUGAAGUGUCUGUUCAGAUUUUUUGCCCAUAUUUUAUUGGGCUGUUGGUUUUCUUAUGGUUGGGUUUUUUGUUUGUUUGUUUGUUUGUUUUUGCGGUACGCAGGCCUCUCACUGCCGUGGUCUCUUCCGUGGCGGAGUACAGGCUCCGGACGCGCAGGCUCAGCGGCCAUGGCUCGCGGGUCCAGCCGCUCCACCGCAUGUGGGAUCUUCCCGGACUGGGGCACGGAACCCAUGUCCCCUGCAUCGGCAGGCGGACUCUCAACCACUGCGCCACCAGGGAAGCCCUCUUAUGGUUGAGUUUUAAGAGUUCUUUGUGUAUUUUGAGCACCAGUAUUUUAUCAGAUAUGUGAUUUGCAAAUAUUUUCUCCCAGUUUGUGUCUUGGCUUUUAUUCUUUUUAACAAUGUCUUUCACAAAGCGGAAGUUUUUCACAAGUUCAAGUGCUUAGCAAACUCCAAACCAGGAUAAAUACUGUAUGAGAUGGCUUAUAUGUGGAAUCGAAAAUAUACAACAGACUAUGAAUAUAACGUAAAAAGAAGCAGACUCAUAGAUAUAGACAACAUGCUAGUGGUUACCAGUGUGUGUGUGGGGGCAACUUAGGGCUGGGGGAUUGGGAAGUUCAAACUAUUGGGUGUAAGAUAGGCUAAAGGAUGUAUUGUACAAUGUGAGGAAUAUAGUAAUAGUUGUAAAUAGAAAGUAACCUUUAAAAUUUUUAUAAAGUAAAAAUAAUUUAAGAAUAUAAAAACUUUUUUUUUAAUUAAUUAAUUUAUUUAUUUUGGCUGCAUUGGGUCUUCGUUGCUGUGCGUGGGGCUUUCUCUAGUUGCGGUGAGCAGGGGCUACUCUUCAUUACGUUGCGCGGGCUUCUCAUUGCAGUGGCUUCUCUUAUUGCGUGCAGAGACAGGCUCUAGGCGUGCGGGCUUCAGUAGUUGUGGCAUGCGCUCUCAGUAGUUGUGGCGCAUGGGCUUAGUUGCUCCGAGGCAUGUGAGAUCUUCCCAGACCAGGGCUCAAACCCGUGUUCCCUGCAUUGGCAGGCGGAUUCUUAACCACUGCGCCACCAGGGAAGCCCAAUAAAAACUUUUAAGUCUGUAUAAUGCUACUCUUUGUAUAAGAAAGACUAAAAAAUAUUUAUAACAUGUGUGUUUAUUUUUGUAAAAAGAAACUGUGUAAGAAUAAAACAGAAACCAAUAAAAAUGGUUACUUGAAGGGAGAAGGAAGAAACUGAUGGGGAGUAUACGAUAAACAUACUUGUCUGAGUACAUUUUUUUUUAAUUAAUUUAUUUUUUGGCUGUGUUGGGUGUUCACUGCUGCGCCCACGGGCUUUCUUUAGUUGUGGCGAGCAAGGGGCUACUCUUCAUUGCCAUGUCCGGGCUUCUCAUUGCAGUGGCCUCCCUUGCUGCAGAGCAUGGGGUCUAGGUGUGCAAGCUUCAGUAGUUGUGGCUCGUGGGCUCAGUAGUUGUGGCGCACGGGCUUAGUUGCUCCAUGGCAUGUGGCAUCUUCCCCGACCAGGGAUCGAACCCAUGUCCCCUGAACUGUCAGGAGAAUUCUUAACCACUGUGCCACCAGGAAGUCCCAUGAGUACAUUUUAAAAAUCUUAUUUCUACUUUUGAACUUUGAAAGUAUUUUACAUAUUUUAAAUGAACUUAAUAUAAAAAAUCAGUCUAAAAUUGAAAACUAAAACAUAUGAACCUAUUUAUUUUCAUAUUUUGAGGUAACCAUUAAGAGAAAAUAAUUAUUUUAGGUGACUUUUGAAUACAGUACUCUGUAUAUCCUUCAUGGUAAAUAUUCUAAAGACUAAAAGAACAGCUAGUAAAUAUUAAAUUUCACUCAGUAAUUUUAUUGUUAGUAGUAUUAAAUAUUGCAAUUUUGAAAUUAUUUUACGCAUAUUUUAGGAUAAAAUGAAUAGAUAAAUACAUCAAAGUUAUUAAGAUUUUCAAUUAGCCUGAUAAAAGAUAUAAAAUACAAAAUUAAAGAAGUUGAGAGAAAACUACAAUGUAAAAUUUGAAUUGGAAAUAUCACAAUGAAUUCAUGAUUUUUCUAAACACUAAAAGUGUCUUAAAGCAGUGAUACCUCUAUAGCAAUGAGCUCUCCGAGAACCUAAACAGUGGUUUGUAUAUACCAUUAUUCGUGAAAAGAACCAGUGCUCCUUGGAGAAAUGGCCGAUUCCAUGUCUGAAGCGCGGGAAAAUAAAAACUGAGCCUGGGACCUCAUCACGCCAGAAGCAAGAAAGUGGUCAAGACAACUUCGGGGCAUGUCAAAAGGACACAGGAGUCAGCUUAAAAGGGCUCCUACUGGACACAUUUGAUACAGUUUGAGCACAAAAGGAAUAAUGACUGUAACUGAUUAUAAAAUACUAAAUGGAUUAAAAACCCUGGAUCUAUAGUUUAAAAAAAAAGACUAUAACUUUCUACCCUUGUAGAUUAAUAUACCACCACCUUACUCUGAAAAUUGGCAAUUAAAUGGAAAUAAUUAAGCAUUUGUCGUGGCUUUUUAGAAGGAGCCCUACUUUUCCAGUUGAUGAGGGAAAGCUCCUCUCUAGAUUAAUAUCUCCUUAUAAAUGGGGGCGUGGGAGAAGUCGAAAAGCACCAUUUUGUAAUUCCUGAUGAAAUAACUCAUUCAGGCAAGGAUCACUAUGGAUGCCAAUUAUUGGGUGAAAGCUUUUUUAGAAUAUUCAGUGUCAGGAAUUCCCUGGUGGUCCAGUGGUUAGGACUCCAUGCUCUCACUGCCAGGGGCCUGGGUUUGAUCCCUGGUUGGGGAACUAAGAUCCCGCAAGGUAUGUAGUGCAGCCAAAAAAAAAAAAAAAAAAAAAAAUCACAGUGUCAAAGAACCAUGCAGAUGACUUGCUAAUUGCAAAGGGGAACAGUUUACCUUCAUAGGACAUUUCGGACAGUAUCCACCUUAACCAAGUGAUUACACUUAGCAUCAUUAGCUAUGGUAUGACCUCUUAUUACAUGCAUUCCAAUGUGAGGCAAUGUGAAGAACGCAGCACUUUUGAAGAAUUAGUCCCAAAAUUGGGUAACUAGAAUCUAAUUUUUUUAAUUAAAAAAAUAUGAGCUAGAGGAACAAGUUAAAUGGCAGCAUAGAAACAAUAAGACAAAUCCAGAAUGUAGGACAUUCUAUAGAAGAGACUGGCCUAGUCUCUUCAAACAGUCAGUUCUAUGAAGAAAAAGACUGGAUUCUUCUGGAUUAAAAAGAAAAGGGGGGCUUCCCUGGUGGCGCAGUGGUUGAGAGUCCGCCUGCCGAUGCAGGGGACACGUGUUCGUGCCCCGGUCCGGGAAGAUCCCACAUGCCGUGG